Molecule: messenger RNA, 3154 nt
Organism: Osmerus eperlanus (European smelt)
Lineage: Eukaryota; Metazoa; Chordata; Actinopteri; Osmeriformes; Osmeridae
Gene: ptpn3
Product: protein tyrosine phosphatase non-receptor type 3
Exons: 26
Coding region: 227-2854 (875 amino acids)
Biological process (GO): protein dephosphorylation
Cellular component (GO): cytoplasm; cytoplasmic side of plasma membrane; cytoskeleton
Molecular function (GO): protein tyrosine phosphatase activity; protein binding
Source: RefSeq, a predicted model, not a curated record
GGCCGGGUGGAAUCACCGCUGCUGAGAUGAGAAACUCUUUCCGGAUAUUUACCUUUACCUGCCCGCGACGCGCCCUGCCUGGGAUCUUCUUACCCAACAAACGGCUGUAGCCUACUAAAGGAAAUGUCACACGUCUGAAACCUGAACGACUGAGGUAUCUGGCACUGAUGAGCUGAGGGUUGUGUAUUUGUCUUGGGAGGGAGGCUGAGUUGCCCUGGUAACAGACAUGCCCAAACCUGACCUGCUCUGCCUAGUUCAGCUACUGGACGGCACCAUUCAGACCUUCCGAGUCAGUAAGCAGGAUCCUGGAGUGGUGUUGAUGGACGUUGUGUUUGACCACCUGGCUCUACAGGAGAGACAGCUCUUCUGCCUGCAGCUGAGAGACACCAGCGCUGCCAUUGCUGCCAACACACACUCUCCUAGGUGGCUGGAGCCUGAUAAACCACUGAAGAAGCAGCUGAAAGGGCUUCUACCUCCCUUCUACCUGACCUUCAGAGUCAAGUUCUUCAUCUCUGACCCAAACUCCUUGCAACACGAACAGACCAGGCACCUUUACUUCCUCCAGAUCAGAAGUGACAUCAGAGAGGGAAGGUUGCAGUGUCCCCUGAGUGCAGCUGUGGUGCUGGCGUCCUAUGCUGUCCAGUCUGAGCUUGGUGACCACUCUCCCACAUUCCUUCCUGGUUACCUGUCCAAGAGUCACUUCCUGCUAGAACAGGAUGACAACUUCCUGUCCAGGGUUGAGGCUCUGCACCCACAGCACAGUUGUUUCUUGUUGUUUGUUUGUGUCAGGGGGUUGAAGCAGAGUGAGGCAGAGCUGUGUUACUUGAACACGGCACGAACAUUGGAUCUAUAUGGAGUUGAGCUGCACACUGCCACGAACUCAAACAACAGCCCUCUAUUGGUUGGGCUGGCCUCAGGGGGCGUAGCCAUGUUCUGCAAUAUGAUUUGCUCCAGCUUUUUCCCGUGGGUUAAUAUUAUUAAGAUCUCCUACAAAAAGAAACGCUUUCUCAUCCAUCUCCGACGCAAACAUGGGGAGACCCAGGACUGUGUGGUGUCCCUGGCCCUGCCCUGUCCUCGGAGCUGUAAGACCCUGUGGAGGUCUUGUGUGGACCACCACUCCUUCUUCCACCCCAGCAGGGACAUCUGCAGCCCCACCCUCAGUCAGGCAUACAGCAAGCUGCUGACUCAUCACCUGGGGCUGGGCCACAGCAAAACAGACAGUGGGCCAGUGUGUCGCCGUGUGAUGGGCGGGAUGGUGUGGAACCCGGUCCUGAAGAGGUCGGUGUCAUCAGAGCAAGAGACCAAGAGUCUGCCCUCCAGAUCCCCCCCACAAACACCCAACUGGCGGAGUCCCAGAGUUCGCCAUGGCCUCAGUAAGCCCCGCCCCUCGUCGGUUGAGCUGACCACAGACCUGAGAGACAUGUCCGAAGGGGAGGACGUAUUCUACACCUACAGGGUCUCCCUGAACAGCAGCAGGGGCAGUGAUGGGGAUACUCCACCACAGAGACUCAGUCAAGGCCAGGAAGAGAGUGUCUCCCAGGUUGAUGGUGUGGGUACUGUAGAUGACACCAAGCCCAGCGCCCUGCACUGGGACAAGAGUGGCCUGGGAGAUGGUGACCUGCUCCUGGUACGGAUCGCUCCAGACUCUGAGGGCAAAUUUGGCUUCAAUGUCAAGGGUGGUGUGGAUCAGAAGAUGCCCUUGGCCAUAUCCCACGUCAAGCCCGACUCCCCAGCAGGACGCAGUGAGCCCAGCCUGCUGGAGGGAGACCUGGUAGUCCUCAUCAACGGUCGAGACAUCUCAGAACACACACACGACCAGGUGGUCAUGUUCAUACGAGCCAGCAGAGAGUCUCACUCUCGAGAACUAGCCCUGCUCAUCCGACGCAGAGCACCAGGCCCAGGGCGUGUCGGCUCAUUCCUGCAGUUCCCUCCCGCCCUUUCUCUCACCGGCCAAUCACACGGAGACAAGCUGCCGUCGCCUAGCCAACCAGAGCGGGUGGAUUCCCUGCUGGAGUCCAUGAAGCAGCUGGAGAGAGGCCUGCAGACCGGAACACUCACCUUCCACUUCGAGAAUCUGUACCGGAAGAAGCCAGGUCUCUCUGUGUCUUGUGCCCAGCUACCUGAGAACAUGGACAAGAACAGAUAUAAGGAUGUGCUUCCUUAUGACGUGUCCAGAGUGGUGCUGCAGGAGGAGGACUAUGUGAACGCCAGCCACAUCACGGUGACCCCCCCAGUGUCUGGUCUGUGUUUACGCUACAUAGCAGCUCAGGGCCCUCUACCUCAGACCUGUGCUCACUUCUGGCAGAGUGUGUGGGAGCAAGACACACACACCAUCAUCAUGCUGACUACUCUUACAGAGAGAGGACGGACCAAGUGCCACCAGUACUGGCCACACCCCCUGGAAGUGAGGGAAUAUGGGUACCUGAGGGUGAGCUGUCACUCAGAGGAGUGCAACCUGGCCCAUGUCACACGCCAGAUCACCCUCACACACACACAGCGUGGUGUGGAGCGUGCGAUCACACACCUGCAGUACGUGGCGUGGCCGGACCACGGCGUGCCGGACGAUCCCAGUGACUUCCUGGUGUUCGUCAGCUCUGUCAGAGAGAGGAGGGCAGGAGAGCAGCCGCUGCUGGUUCACUGCAGCGCUGGGAUUGGUCGUACUGGAGUUCUCAUCACCAUGGAGACAGCGUUGUCGCUGAUGGAACAGGGCCGGCCCGUGUUUCCGCUGGACAUCGUCAGGACUCUCCGAGACCAGCGGGCCAUGAUGGUCCAGACCACGUGUCAGUUCCAGUUUGUGUGUGAGGCGAUACUGCGCGUCUACAGAGAGAGAGAGGAGGAUUCUGCAGCACCGUAGCAUGGCCUGGUGUAACCACAACCCACAACCCAGCACCAAAACCAGGCUCAGCCAAGCCCCUAGUUUACACUGCCUAGUUUACACUGGACCAGACCACAUAGCCAGGUCCACUGGGCAGUUACAGAAGUCAAACCUAACUAGGGAAGGGUCCAGGGAGAGGAUCAUCACUGGAGCAGCUUCCCUCUCACUGGGGACCACCGGCCCCUUAGCCCAGGUGUAAUGACUGAGCCCACGCUGGAGGGAGGAGGGCUGGAGGGAGGAGGGCUGGAUGGAGGAGGGCUGGAGGGAGGAGGGCUGGAG